UAUAAUUACUUCAUCCAUCAUUUUUGUUCAUUUGAAAGAAUUCAUCAACAAAUUUCGAAAAUGAAGGUCCAAGUAAUAUCAAAAGAGCUCAUUAAACCUUCAACACCAACACCGCCACGUCUUAGAAAUUUCAAGCUUUCACUUCUUGAUCAACUUCUUCCACCAUUCUACGUCCCCAUUAUUAUAUUCUACCCAGCUAAUGAUGAUCAUGAAUCGAAUAAUAAUGAUCAAUGUAUUAAAGCAAAUAUACUCAAGAAAUCUUUAUCCGAAACCCUAACACGAUUCUACCCAAUUGCGGGUAGAAUAAGAGAUAAGAUCUUAGUUGAGUGUAAUGACGAAGGCGUACACUAUAUCGAAGCAAAAGUUAAUGCUGUAAUGUCUGAUUUUAUGAGUCUGGACGUAAUUCAUCAACUUCACCCGUCAUACAUUACGUUAGAUGAUUUAGCUGAAGAAGCACAAUUAGCAGUUCAAGUCACUAUGUUUGAUUGUGGUGGAAUAGCUCUUAGUAUAUGUUCAUCGCACAAGAUAAUUGAUGGAUGUACAUCGACAACAUUUUUAAACAGCUGGGCAGCCACUGCUCGUGCACCAUCCAACCCAGAAAUUGUGUAUCCAACUUUUGAUGCAGCCGCUAUCUUCCCGGCUCAACCUUCAGGAGUCCAAGUAUCAACGCUUGAGUCGGAUGAUCGCCUCCAAGGAGAAAACGUCGUUACUAAAAGGUUUCUAUUUAGUGCUUCUAAGAUCACUGCCCUUCGUGCACGGAUUGCUGAGUCAAGAAGUAGUAACAUUUUGUCAAAAUAUCCAAGUCGUUCUGAAGCGGUAUCGGCUUUGGUAUGGAAGUCGUUCAUGGAGACAAGUAGAGUGAAAGUAACCCGUGAACACACCUUCUCAGCAGAAGCAUCAACAAAACCCAUCGUAAGAUCUAUAGCCAACUUUGUUGUAAAUUUGCGGACAAGAUUAAAUCCACCGUUGCCUAAUGUAUCAUUCGGCAACAUUAUCAUGGAUGCAACAGCUGAGUCGUUGAUAAUUGACAACGGCGAGAAUACUCUGGGAUUUGUCGAAACACUAGAUGGUCUGAUAAGCCAGCUGAGAUUGGGGGUAACUAAGAUGGACGAUGAAUACGUACGUAAACUACGAGAAGAUGAUGUUGAGUUCUUAAAAUCACUUGAUGAAGCCUCUCAUCCUUCAAAUGGAGAAGGUGAUGGAAAUGGGGAGAGGGUUUAGAUUUGUUGGAUAAGUAGUUUAUGUAGGCUUCCAUUUUAUGAGAUUGAUUUUGGGUGGGGAAAACCAUCAUGGGUAGCUCUGAAUUCUUUUUCAGAAUACAAGAACUCUCUUUUUCUGAUGGAUACAAAAUGUGGUACAGGUAUUGAAUGGGUGAGUUUAGAAGAGGAAGACAUGGCCAUAUUUGAGGAGGAUCAAGAUCUUCUCCAUUAUGCUAAAACUAUUGCCUAGAUUGGUGUCCAACACUUUGUACUGAUUAUGCUUUUUUCCUCUUUUUCUAGCUUUUUCUUUUUUUGGUUUUUUGGGGUUCUUUUGUUUGAGGUAACUGUCUUAUACUCUAUGCAAGUUUGGGAAUAAACAGAACUUCUUGCUUGCUUGUCUAA
Molecule: messenger RNA, 1601 nt
Organism: Papaver somniferum (opium poppy)
Lineage: Eukaryota; Viridiplantae; Streptophyta; Magnoliopsida; Ranunculales; Papaveraceae
Product: salutaridinol 7-O-acetyltransferase-like
Exons: 1
Coding region: 61-1221 (386 amino acids)
Source: RefSeq, a predicted model, not a curated record